Messenger RNA from Tigriopus californicus, 3636 nucleotides. RefSeq names its product short transient receptor potential channel 5-like. Gene Ontology annotation, molecular function: inositol 1,4,5 trisphosphate binding; store-operated calcium channel activity. Gene Ontology annotation, biological process: regulation of cytosolic calcium ion concentration; calcium ion transmembrane transport; manganese ion transport. Gene Ontology annotation, cellular component: membrane; cation channel complex. The transcript has 2 exons. The coding region runs from base 147 to 2825 and encodes 892 amino acids. The record is from RefSeq and is a predicted model, not a curated record. NCBI's taxonomy places the organism in Eukaryota, Metazoa, Arthropoda, Copepoda, Harpacticoida, Harpacticidae.
AUGUCAGCACAAGUGUUCCAAAGUCUUGCUUCAAGAACAUUGGCUUUCUAAAGAAUCACACUACACAAGCACAACAUAGUUUCGGAAAGGUCAAAGAGAAGCAGACAACGUUAAGGGCCCAACAGACUUCUGUUAUAUUUCUCAUUAUGGGAGGCCGAGUUAGUCGAAUCAGUCCCAUGCGGUUCAAUCCUUUUCAACGGAGCAAGGAGACUCUGGAGAGGAUACCAAAGGUAGGCUACUUUUCCAUGGAUUCCAACUUCAUAGCCAAAUCCAAGGACCUUCAGGCCAUAUUUGGCGAUGGUCCAGAGCUGGAUGAAGCCGCCAUCAAGCGAUUUCUGGAUUCCCGAAAUCCGAUGGAAUGGCAGAGAGUUCUCCACGAUAUCAAACUUGACAUUGUUGGGGACAUGCAGUUAGUGGAGAGUGGAAUCUCUUUGGACUUUCUCUGUUUCAUCAACAACGUGUUGAAAGUGAGUGCAGAAGGAGCCGCGAGUCCGGCUCAUCUGGAUCGUACCUUGACUUGGGUGGACGAGAUAGAUAGGAUCUAUCCAGCCAUCAGAAUCAAGAUAAACCAUGAGGCCAUGGUGCGAGCGUGUAGAAAAAACGAUAUCCCUGUGGUAUCUGCGUUCUACAAACGAGGAUUCCGAGUUCAUUCGGCUUUGUUCUGGGGCUCUGACAACGAUGAUUUGCUCUUUGAGAAUGCUGAUAUCAAUUUGGAACUGACCAGACUCGAAGCCCUUGCCAAUCCAGCAUAUUUGGUUGCAGAGGCAAAAUACGACCAUAUAGACCCAAUCGCAAGAUCGUUCCAUCUGUUGGAGACUGUUCAAGAAUGGUCCUCAACUCUAAUUGCUUUUGGAAACACUUUGGAUCUAAUUGCUAAAAUGGUGAAGAAGUUCAUUUGGGUGAUGCUCAAUCUAUGUGAAGGCAAGGCUCAAGUGGAGCUCUUCCUUGGACAAGACGAUGGUAUUGAUGGCCUCUCUUUGAAAGGAAGCACUCUACUUCCACGAAUAUAUCAAGGGCUUCAGUUGAGUUUGGAAGACUUUGUUACCCAUGACAGUUGCCAACAGGUCAUACGAGAGUCAUUCUACGGAAAUGAGGGAGGAGACCAACUUUUUGACCAAGGGACCCUAAACUACUAUUUAGCUACCUCAAUGCAAGUGGCAAUGACUCCCUGGUACUCCUUGUGGUACAUUCUCUUCAAAUUGAAAUGUUCGUCCAAGAAACGAGAUCAAAACGAGGAUAUCGUUCAAAUUCCCUCAGGCGUAAACAACUACAAUUCUAUGAAUCCGCCCAAUUAUGUAUCCACAGAGGCCAAGAAGAGCUGGCCCCGCAAAUGGGCCUCCAACUUGGACGUACCUUUUUGUCGAAUGACCAGUCAUGUUGGCUGGUACCUUUUGUUCGUUGCCUGGGUGCUAUUGUCGCAUAUGAAUUUCAACUCAGCCAUAACCGGGGUAGAGUCUUUGCGGGCAGACACUUAUGACUACUUGGCUUGCGUCUGGGCGGUCGGAUUUACUUUGGCUGACAUUCAAGUUAUGAUUCAACUCAUGAGAAGUGUUCGUCUCAAGCAUGGAUCCCACUUAGACUUAAUAAAAGCCAAGGUCAAGAAAUCACUUUCCAAUGCUUACAUCGAUUACAGGAUCGUGAGCCACCUAACUUUGAUAGCCGGCUACACCAUUGAAUUCGCGGGCUUUAAAUACAAGAAUGACGUCUCCUUCCGUCACUGUGUUGAUCCUGAGGACCAGUUCAGCUGGGUGAGAACCGGUAACUGUCUGCAGGGUUUGGCGAUUGUCUUGAUUAUCACGCAACUUCUUCAACUGUUUCGCCUCCAUCCAACGGUUGGAAGCGUUUACAUUGGAAUGAGGCGCUGCAUUGCCAUCGUGGCCAGUUUCAUGUUAGCUUACCUCAUUAUCACUGUUGCUUUUGCGCUGGGCCUCAAUUUCAUCCUAUGUUGUGAGUUGGAAGAAUGCAAUGACUUAAAUUACACGUGUCAAGAUGGCAACUUUCUAAUGGAACGGAAGGUUAUUGGUGCAUAUUGUGUCAAUGGAACAGAGGCCAGUCAUAUCCCUUGCAGAGACGAUUGUUGGACUUCGUUUCUUGAGGGUCAGCAACCGAAAGAGUGUCAAAUGGUCCCAAAAAUUGGCGCUUUUGAAGGGUUUACCAAUGCCGCUGAUAGUCCUGAAAACCAAUUCAGAACCAUGAGUAAGUCCAUGAAAACCUUGUUUUGGUCAGUGUUUGAUCCUGGUCACCCGGAAGUGGUCGGAUGCAGCAUUGGCGUUACUCGUUAUUUUGCCCUCUCCAUUUGGGGAGUGUACAAUGUGAUAAUUGUGGUCAUUCUCCUGAAUCUUCUAAUUGCUUUGAUGAACGAGGCUAUGGAAAGCAUCACUGAAAACAAACUAGCAUCUUGGAAAUAUCACCGGACCCACGUUUGGAUGGAUUACUGCAAUAACGCAAUUGUCUUACCUGCGCCCUUGAACCUGAUAAACCUCUUCGUUGACAUUUUCAUUUGCCUUUGUUGCAAUGAUUGCGUUGAUAAGUAUAUUCCCGAAGUGAUCAAAUUGGAUUCAUCGGCCAAAGACGACCACACCAAUCGGGCUCAGUAUCAGCACCUCAUUCGAACAUUAGUAUCCAAAUAUGCCAAUGAUUAUCUUGAUGCCGAGGAAGUUGAUGUCAGCAAAGAUUUGAUUGAGGAUCUACGGAUCGAAAUUCGACGGUAUUCAGAGGAGACCAACGCAAUGAAAAAAGAUCUUAAUGUUAUCGUGGAAAUGAUCCAAAACUUAGAUGCCAAACUGGAGUUGAACAAGACAAAAAAGAAAGGGCUUUUUGAAUGAAAUGGUGUAUAUGAUGGCCAUAUUGAAUUACAAUUCAAACUUCCAUUAAUGCGAUAACAAGGGUUGGGAAAAAUUGUUAGACAUGGAAAACUAUUUUCCAUUUUUAGACAAUUUCACGUCAAAACAGCAUUUAACAUAUUUCUGAUUCCUUUUUAAUUCAAACUAUUGGCUACUGGCCAGCAUAAGGAGCACAAAGUAAAGCACUCACGACUUAUUUAAGCCGACGCAUGAAGCGUGCGAUUAGUGGAGUGGAAAUGCUCACUCAUUCUUGUUAGGUAUUCUAAACAUCGGCAAUAACUUGCUCAAUGAAUAGACAAUACGAUUUGCUUACUGGUGUUGAAUAUAGGACAAAACAAGUUUGAACAUGAAAUUUGGCAAAACAACAAAAGCAAUCUUGAUGUCAUUCAUGGACAAACACAACUGUUCAGUUUCUUUGUCAUAGAAAAUCCGAUGGUACUCCCGUUUGCAUGGAAAAUGAGUUGGGGGUGUAUCUAUACGGGGAAAGAAUUAAAGUGGAGAGUAGUGAGGGAAAGAGUAGAGUGAUCUAUAGAGACGGCCAAAAUAUGGAUUAUCCAUUUUAUGGCAUAAAACAGGUUUACUCGUAUAUAUUGCAUAAUUCGUGUUUCCAUGCAUAUUCUUACGCGUAUUUUGGGCUUUUCACUUAAGUAAAUAUGUUUUUUCCCAUCAAUGGCCUCUAACAAACCCCGUCAAGGCACGCCCCUGUCCCGCCUCAUCCGCAAACAAGCCCAUCACAACAUGCCUCUAUUCAGCAUUUUCCUGGGUUAAGAUUCACUUUGACGGACCUCCACAU